AUGGUCUUAAGAGGAGGAAGAAACGUUGCUUACUGGACACGUGUCACAAUCUCGUACUCUCUCUCAUCUCUAUCUCUCUCCCGGCUUCAUGAAAUCCGUCGGUUUCGAAUCCAAAUCGCUGUGAUUGAUCUCUUGAGGAGAGCGAGCCUGUUCUCGGAAGAGGAAGGAGAUGCGAACGAAGGAGGUGGCGAUUUCCCGGAGCCACCGGAGGAAGCUAAGCUCUUUGUCGGAAAUUUGGCUUACGAUGUUGAUAGCCAAGCCUUGGCUACGCUCUUUGAGCAAGCUGGAGGAGGAAGAAACGUUGCUUACUGGACACGUGUCACAAUCUCGUACUCUCUCUCAUCUCUAUCUCUCUCCCGGCUUCAUGAAAUCCGUCGGUUUCGAAUCCAAAUCGCUGUGAUUGAUCUCUUGAGGAGAGCGAGCCUGUUCUCGGAAGAGGAAGGAGAUGCGAACGAAGGAGGUGGCGAUUUCCCGGAGCCACCGGAGGAAGCUAAGCUCUUUGUCGGAAAUUUGGCUUACGAUGUUGAUAGCCAAGCCUUGGCUACGCUCUUUGAGCAAGCUGGUACUGUUGAAAUCGCUGAGGUGAAUAAAAGUUGUGUAUGUUCUAUGAUACAAAUCCCAAAUGACGCGUCUUGA
Molecule: messenger RNA, 636 nt
Organism: Brassica oleracea var. oleracea
Lineage: Eukaryota; Viridiplantae; Streptophyta; Magnoliopsida; Brassicales; Brassicaceae
Product: 31 kDa ribonucleoprotein, chloroplastic-like
Exons: 3
Coding region: 1-636 (211 amino acids)
Cellular component (GO): cytosol
Molecular function (GO): mRNA binding
Source: RefSeq, a predicted model, not a curated record